Molecule: messenger RNA, 5108 nt
Organism: Puntigrus tetrazona (Sumatra barb)
Lineage: Eukaryota; Metazoa; Chordata; Actinopteri; Cypriniformes; Cyprinidae
Gene: appbp2
Product: amyloid beta precursor protein (cytoplasmic tail) binding protein 2
Exons: 13
Coding region: 239-2005 (588 amino acids)
Biological process (GO): intracellular protein transport
Molecular function (GO): protein binding
Source: RefSeq, a predicted model, not a curated record
AAGUGUCAUAGAGUGGGCGGGGCAUCUCGAUCGGGGAUGAGCUUUAAACAUGAGAGCAUAACCUUAGGGUUGUGUUCUCUUUCAUAACAGUCCGUUUCGAUCUCAAAAAGCGCUUCCAGCCGCGGGGGUGUAUGAGGAGCAUCCGAGUAAAGAGUUUUACCUCGAUCAGGUAGCGAAGGAGGUGAAAGUAGGAGUGGAAGAGGGGGGGCUGUGGUUGGAUUUAGUGAAAGAAAACAAUAUGGCCGCUGUGGAGCUGGAAUGGAUCCCUGAGACCCUGUACAACACCGCUAUCUCAGCCGUGGUCGACAGCUACGGCCGAUCGCGACGGGACAUCCGCUCUCUGCCUGAAAAUAUACAGUUCGAUGUGUACUACAAGCUUUACCAGCAAGGCCGGCUCUGCCAGCUGGGAGGGGAGUUCUGUGAGCUGGAGGUCUUCGCUAAAGUCCUCAGGGCCUCUGACAAAAGGCACCUCCUACACCACUGCUUCCAGGCUCUGAUGGACCACGGUGUAAAGGUCGCUUCAGUCCUAGCCAACUCUUUCAGCCGCCGGUGUUCAUACAUCGCGGAGUCGGAUGCGCAUGUGAAAGAGAAAGCUAUACAAUUUGGCUUUGUUUUAGGUGGCUUUUUGUCGGAUGCCGGCUGGUAUGGAGAUGCAGAGAAAGUCUUCCUGUCUUGUCUCCAGCUGUGCACAUUACACGAUGAGGUUCUUCACUGGUAUCGGGCAGUAGAGUGUUGCGUGAGGUUACUUCACGUCCGCAAUGGCAACUGCAAAUACCACCUGGGAGAAGAAACCUUCAAACUGGCCCAGUCUUACAUGGACAAACUAGCCAAACAUGGCCAUCAGGCUAAUAAGGCUGCCCUGUAUGGAGAACUGUGUGCCCUACUCUUUGCCAAAAGUCACUAUGAUGAGGCUUAUAGGUGGUGUAUAGAGGCUAUGAGGGAGAUCACAGUUGGCUUACCUGUGAAAGUAGUAGUUGAUGUUCUCAGACAAGCCUCUAAGGCAUGUGUUGUUAAGCGGGAGUUUAGGAAAGCGGAACAACUGAUAAAACAUGCAGUCUUCUUGGCACGGGAACAUUUCGGGCACAAGCACCCAAAAUACUCGGAUACACUACUAGAUUAUGGAUUUUAUCUACUAAAUGUGGAUAAUAUCUGUCAAUCAGUGGCCAUUUACCAGACUGCACUAGAUAUUCGGCAGUCAGUGUUUGGAGGAAAGAAUAUUCAUGUUGCAACUGCUCAUGAGGACCUGGCGUAUUCGUCCUACGUCCAUCAGUACAGCUCUGGUAAAUUCGACAAUGCACUAUUCCACGCAGAACGUGCCAUAGACAUCAUAACUCACAUUCUCCCUGAAGACCAUCUGCUGCUGGCCUCAUCCAAGAGGGUGAAAGCCCUGAUCCUGGAGGAGAUCGCCAUUGAUUGCCAUAACAAAGAAACAGAGGAACGCCUUCUGCAGGAGGCCCAUGAUCUGCACCUCUCCUCCCUGCAGUUGGCCAAAAAAGCUUUCGGAGAGUUCAACGUUCAGACGGCAAAACACUACGGGAACCUGGGCCGCCUCUACCAAUCCAUGCGCAAGUUCAAGGAGGCAGAGGAGAUGCACAUCAAGGCCAUUCAGAUCAAGGAGCAGCUGUUGGGACAGGAGGACUAUGAGGUGGCUCUGUCAGUGGGACACUUGGCCUCGCUUUACAACUACGACAUGAAUCAGUAUGAUGAUGCAGAGCGCCUGUACUUGCGUUCCAUCGCUAUUGGCAAGAAACUGUUCGGGGAGGGUUACAGUGGACUGGAAUACGACUACAGAGGCCUGAUAAAACUGUACAACUCAGUUGGAAACUACGAGAAGGUCUUUGAGUACCACAAUAUUCUGUCCAACUGGAACCGUUUAAGGGACAGGCAGUUUGCGGUAGCCGACGCGCUGGAGGACGUCAACACAAGCCCCCAGGCCACAGAGCAGGUGGUGCAGUCUUUCCUGCUUUCCCAGAGCCACGGAGCCGGGCGUCCCUGCUUGGGCUAACGGCCCGGGAAGCCCACCUGAAACCUAGAUGUGCACACCCACCCCCCAUUUCACCCCCUCACAUCCAUCGAUUCACAAGUAGUCCAGACGGGCGGGGAGUGUGAAUAUUAUCCUGAGCUGUCAAUCCACUUGUACCAGCAACUCCUCAAACCCCUUUCCUUAAAAUGGGAGAAGAACCAUGAGAUCUUUGAGACCAUGCUAACACUCAUGAUGGAUAAGCGACCAUUCAUCCGAUUCAUUCACUCUCCUUUGAAGAACCUGGCCAUUUCUCUCACUUCAAGAGGAGUUGAAUAAAAAAAAAUAAAAAAAACGGCGCAGUCCGACAUAGACGGAAAACUUCCGCACCCUCUUACGUUUUUUUUUUAAAUUUUAUUUUGUAUUUGAAGGAGAGUCGCUCCACACUACAGGAAUACUUUAUCACCACAUUGUCUAUUUGUGGAGGAAAUUGCUCGGCGCAGCUCCCACAGAACGAGAUUCGACAUCGUUCAUUAUAACCAAGUGAAGGAACAUCCGUAGACAUCCGUGUCCCCAUUAACACGAGGAUUAGAGCUCGACUUCAUGUAAUGCAAAGCUUUGCAUUUGAGGAUUACCUUGUGUGCUCUCUGGAAAAUGAGACCAGCCAUGUUACAUUAUGGACCAUUAUGUUUAUUUUUGCUUUUUUUUUUAUUAAUAAUUCAUGUCACGUGUGGAAUUUACGGACCAGCGAGUUUACGAUUGCUCUAGAUACCUUGUUUUAAGUUCUCUUCUGGUUUUGUAUUCCCUUAGUACUGACAUAGCUUAUUUUAAACUGCCAAUAAUUUAUAUGCAAGGUAUGCUACAACUUGUAGGUGAAACGGAUGAGCCAAAAUGACUUCUGUUCAUAAUAAUAUGUGCGCGACCACCGCUAAUUGCCAUAAUAUGAACUAAACCGAGUUCACGGAGCUGGCUUUCUGUCAUAGCGAAGCCUUAUUCACGCACACACACGAUAUAAGCUGAAGCGGUGAUAGUAACGAGACCAGGUUUCCCAGGUCGUUGUUGUUUUCCUUUCAGAGCUCAGCCCCGGGCGGCGUAGAUUAACACCCCUGGCCCACUGCCAGCUGACUGGACACACAGAGAAAAGGGCUGAGCGCAGCACCUGUCAUUGUGAAGAGGCUCCCCUGCUGGGAAACCUGCGUUAUAGUGCACAUGGGUCUGAAUCCACAGUGCAAUAUUUGCAGAACGCACCUGUACCACUCCAAAAACCAAUCAGUUUGACUCAUUUCACUGCCGCUUCUCUCUCGAAUAGAUCCAAAAGCCACACAGACUCACGACCAAGUUGAGAACAUUGCAAGUUUGAACGAGGACCGUUAAGAUUAAAUUGGCAUCAACACUUUCAUAAAGAACUCAUUGCUGAAACGAAGCCUUGCUGCUGGCCAGUCAUGUAGAAUGUGCUUUUAGUGUCUCGCCACAUUUUUAGCUCCUAGCCGGCAGCACCGGGACCCCAGAUCAAGCUGAAGUCCCAGCCUUAGUCUUAAAGGACUCUCAGCUGGCUGGGAUCUGCUUUGACUUUUUUUUUUUUUUUUUUUUUUGAGUAGCUCGAUUUGAACGAAACCUCCACCUGCAGCUUUUCAAACACUUUUAGCCCCCCGUAAACAGAGCAGGAGAUGGCUUAGGACAGGUGAGGGACGAUAUUUCGCACAUUUUGACUCCUUAAGAAUCCCUUUGUUGUUAUGUUUGAGGUUUUAUCGCGAGGAAUGAAGUGGUGUUAAAAAGGAAAGUCCACCUACAAUGAAAUUCUGUCGUUAUUUGCUUACCUUCCUGUUAUUCCAAACCUGUGUGCAUUUCUUUCUUCUGUGGUACAUAAAAGAUAUUUUGAAGAAUGUUCAACCAAACUGAUUUCCACUGACUUCCACCUUGUGGACAAAAAUGCCAUGGAAGUCAGUAGGGAACGGAAAAUAUCAUGUCAUACGGGUUUGGGAAAAACAUGAGCUUGAGUAAAUAUAAUGGAAUAUUCGUUUGUUUUUUUUGGUGGACUUUCUUUAAUACCAUAUUUGAGGCAGCAAGGUAAGGACAGGAAUUUGCCUUGGUUAGAGAGAUGGAAUAUUGUAACAAAUAAACUGUGAUCUUGCGAAAUUUGUAAGUGCAUUUCCAUUGACUAUGUGCUGAAAAUUGACUGAAUUAUUCUCCUAUCAGACGAUGAACAUCAAAUGUGGGGAAAAAAAAUGCACAUGGGAAACUUUAACAAGUAAGCUUGGUGGAUGCUGAGUGAAUUUAUAACGUAGCUCUGAUUGCUUCCUUCUGAAUGUCGAUUCAAGGGCUUAUUUGUCAACCUCAAGUGGUAUUUCAUGGUUAGAAAGACGGUUGAUCGCUGUUGAUCAAACCCAAACUGCUUCUCCAUCUGAAUAGGUCACAGGUCCCCAAAAAUCAAAGGUGCUUCUGGGUCAAACGUUCUCUAUUUUUGCAUGUUUAAGUAAAUGUAUAUAGAUGUAGAUGCAUAGCUACAAGUGGUUAUUGUCCCAGUGAGCUCCAUAGUGACAGAAAAAAAAACAUUUUACACUGAGCAGUUAAUAAAUGUUCCAUGAAAUAAGAGAAAAAAAGAAUGAACUCUGAAGUGUUAAACAGAUCACAGAAACUAAUAAAUGGCAUCCUCUGACAAUAAAAGCAAUCCUGUCACUUCAACGUUUCUUCGAAACCUGCCCUCAGAGAGUUGGAGAAUGUAAUUAAGGUUUGAUAGCUGAUACAGUGGGGCCUUUUAGAUGCUAAUUAUCUUCAUGAAGUCCUCGGACACGCUGCCACGUGUAGAUUGUGAUUUAGCCAAAGUGCUGUUUCAGAUGGACGAUGGCGAUCGCUGAAGUAACAACCUAUGAGUGGACGUGAUCUCUUAUGACUUUCUUUUAUUGUCUGUAUUCAUUGGAGACACUCUAGAAGAGUUUUUGAUCAAAUCCAAUGACAAAGAAGAGGAAAAAUGUGUUCUUUAACAUUGAUACUGACUGUUACCCUGGAAAUGUCAGUAACCUGUGCCACAGUUGAGCCUCUGCUUGGAAUCUCUUCAGUCAUUGGCUUUAUGUAACUCACCCUCAGUAGAGUCUGCUGUACAUUGUACAUCUGUAACCACCAAAUCAUUAUUAAACUCAUUUGUAUCCAC